UUUCUUUUAUUACCUGUGAACACUGACUCACUCCGCAGCGAACCGGCCUCCUGCACAGGAGCCUCCUCUCUCUCUCUCGAUGUUGUUGGGCCACCACGGACACAUAACGCACAAAAUGACGAGUCUGGAUCCGCUGAAAUCCGCCAUCUCCAUCGGUAAUGUGGACGACACGUCUCUGGCUCUGCCGUCGGUGCACCAGUGCCGGUCCGGUCAGCAGCGAGUCCUGGAGCAGGUCCAGACUAUCAGGAGGACCAGGUCCAGACACUCCAGCAGCAGGAGCGGAGGAUCUACUUCUUUGUCUCCAACCAGUCCUACGUUUGACUCCGUGUUCAUAGAAACUUCGAAGUCUGGCACAUCUAAUGGAGGCCUCUUCUACGGGAAUGGCUUUGCUAAAACUCUCAGCCCGGAGAAAAACAUCAACCGGCAGUUAGUCAACGGCAUCAAGGGAACCAGCAUGAAGAAGAACUCGGCUGCUUCUGCCUAUCAGUAUGAGAGGGGUUACGCCCCCGUCGGCUCCAUGGCGGUCGGUCAAAUCAACACCAGCCGCAGCGAGUCUGCUGUGGCCCGGCAGCGCACCAUGCCAAAACAAUCUGCUCCUCCGCAGAGACUCCCCUCCCACAGGAGCACCUACAGGGCAGAUAGGAGCAAAAGUAUGAUUAUAACAAGCGCCGUGUCCCAGCCUCAGCUUCAGCCAGUGUACACUAUGAACGGCACAAACGGCCAGUUCGUGAGCAGCCAAGGUGACAUGACCAAAAGAAACAGCCACUUCGUGACCAGCCAAGGUGAUAUGACCAAAAGAAACAGCCAGUUCGUGACCAGCCAAGGUGAUUUGACCAAAAGAAACAGCCAGUUCGUGACCAGCCAAGGUGAUUUGACCAAAAGAAACAGCCAGUUCGUAACCAACCAAGGUGAUAUGACCAAAAGAAACAGCCAGUUCGUAACCAACCAAGGUGAUAUGACCAAAAGAAACAGCCAGUUCGUGACCAGCCAAGGGGACGUGACCAAAACAAUGAGCCAGUUCAUAGGCAGCCAAGGUGACGUGACCAAAACGCUCCCAAAGUCUCCCGUUACCGAGAGUGUUCCAAAGAGCAAAGGAGAUUCUGGGUCAAAUGACAACAGUGGAGUCGCUGAUAUCACUAUGAAGGAAGCUGUGGAGUAUCUUUCCAACGGUGACGAUACAUAUCAGCACUGUGGCGCUUCCUACAUCCAGCACAACACUUUCAUCGACGACAAGGCCAAAGACGAGGUGUUGAAGUUCAAUGGGAUCCAUCCUUUGGUGGGCCUGCUGAGCAGCUCUAGUUCACAAGUCAACAAGUCGGCCUCGGCCGCCCUGCGUAACCUGUCCUUUAAAAGCAACAGCAACAAGGAGGAGAUCCAUCGCACGGGUGGCAUCACGGAGGCUGUGGCUCUGCUCCGCGAUACAGACUCUGUAGAGAUACAGAAACAGCUGACUGGUCUUCUGUGGAAUUUGUCCUCCGUAGACAGCCUGAAGCCAGACCUAGUGAAGAGUGCUCUGCCUGUCUUGAUGGAGCGUGUGAUCCUGCCUUACACAACAGGUCCUGAUCGGACCAGCAGUAACAGCCAAGACCCUGAGGUCUUCUUUAACGCCACCGGAUGUCUUAGAAACCUAAGCAGUACAAAGCAAAGCAACAGACAGGCAAUGAGAAAAUGUCGUGGUCUGGUCGACUCAUUGGUCAGUUAUGUUAAAGAAAGCGUGGAUGCAGGAAACCCGGAUGAUAAGUCCGUAGAAAACUGCAUGUGCGUCCUGCACAACCUGACGUUCCAGCUGGAGGCCGAGGCGCCAGCUCUCUUCAGCAGGAUCACAACGUUGGCCAAGCCAGCCAACAGAGGCAACAAUCAGGACGACGCCAUCCCCAUCGGCUGCUUCAGUCCCCAGAGCAAGUCGUCAGAACACGAGCGCCACUUUGACUACCCGGUUGUUGAGGAUCCACAACCUAAUGGGGCUGGUCAGCUGAUCCACUCCAAAACUCUGCAGAGCUACCUGACUCUGCUUGGCACCAGCCAGCGAGAAGAAACACUGGAAGCCAGUUGUGGAGCCCUGCAGAACCUCACCACACAUGAAGGCAUUGUCUCCAGUGUAAUGAGCCAGACCAUUGUGCAGAAACUGAAUGGCCUGCAAGUUGUCACUCCCCUUAUAAAAUCGAACAAAGUCAACAUACAGAGGAACGCAGUGGCUUUGGUAGGAAACCUGACCAAUAACCCAAAACUGCACAAUACCAUAGCUCGUAAAGCCCUCCCAGCGCUGCUGGGUAUCCUCAGCGCCGGCACCAAGGAAGGAAAUGAGUCUGACGACACACUGGCCAUGGCCUGCCAGACUGCCAACUGCCUGCUUAUGAAGGAACCUGAGAUGGGCAAGCCCAUGUUAAACAACAACCUGAUCAACUCACUGAAAGAUCUCAGCCAAAACACAUAUUUCCCCAAAUCCAGCAAAUCCGCAGCCCUGCUCCUCUACAACCUGUGGUCAGAAAAAGAUUUACAAAGCUUCCUGAAAAAGCAAGGGAUGAUCAAGUCCUCAUUUGUGAAUGACAUCACCACGGCGGCACACAAGUCGGUUCAAGUUGUUGAUUAAUGUGACAGCUGAGACGGAUCCCUGAGAGUAAUUUGACGGAGUAGCUCCCCUGAAGGUCUUCUGCACAUCCACCGAGGCUGAGCAGCAUCCUUUCUCAUUUCACAAAGACUUGCAGAUUGUUUUUAUCAAUACAUGUAUCCACAUAAUGUUUCCAUAAACAUUACAUUAGCCCUGUAAAUGCUGUAAGGUGAAGGUUAAGAUGUAACAUGUUAGCAAUGUAACUGUUAGUUUCUAGUUUAAACUGCUUUCAGAUGUCUUUUAAUGUGCAUUUUGAGCUUGCUUUAUUAGAUAAUGACAUAAGGGUUAAGACUUUAUUUUGCACUGAGAUUGCUGUUUUAACAUCACGACACAACAUUGUAAAACUUGAUUAUGUAAAAUGAACAUAGAUAACAGAUCAUUUUCUGUUGUUGGAGUUUAUAAGUUUGCUAUAAAAACAGUGGUGCUGCCUUAAGCAGUGAUGUGUGUUUACAUUUUGUAAAGACAGCUUUUGUUGACGGUGUAUCCAUUUUUUGUUUUCACAUGUAUGUGUAUGUGAUCUUGAAAUAUUUGUAUUGUUAAAGCGAAAUAAAUAAAGCUGACAGAGUCAAAGUCA
Sebastes umbrosus (honeycomb rockfish) is the source of this 3182-nucleotide messenger RNA. It is a transcript of the gene pkp1b, whose product is annotated as plakophilin 1b. Gene Ontology annotation, molecular function: cadherin binding. Bases 80 to 2590 code for a protein of 836 amino acids. The record is from RefSeq and is a predicted model, not a curated record. Gene Ontology annotation, biological process: cell-cell junction assembly; cell-cell adhesion; intermediate filament bundle assembly. Gene Ontology annotation, cellular component: cytoplasm; adherens junction; plasma membrane. The transcript is spliced from 13 exons. NCBI's taxonomy places the organism in Eukaryota, Metazoa, Chordata, Actinopteri, Perciformes, Sebastidae.